Colius striatus (speckled mousebird) is the source of this 2112-nucleotide messenger RNA. RefSeq names its product lymphatic vessel endothelial hyaluronan receptor 1 (gene LYVE1). Gene Ontology annotation, cellular component: plasma membrane. The coding region runs from base 178 to 1122 and encodes 314 amino acids. The record is from RefSeq and is a predicted model, not a curated record. Gene Ontology annotation, molecular function: hyaluronic acid binding; transmembrane signaling receptor activity. The transcript has 6 exons. NCBI's taxonomy places the organism in Eukaryota, Metazoa, Chordata, Aves, Coliiformes, Coliidae. Gene Ontology annotation, biological process: cell adhesion.
UUUCGAGUGGGACAGACAACACAUUUGCCUUGUUGCUUUCUAUGAAGCAGUGCUGUGACAGCUGAAGUUACUUUCAAGAAGUCAUCUCAAAGGUGGUCUGGCAGUAUCCAAAUCUUAACUUUUCUUAGCACAGGAGACAAAUCACCUUGAAUUUCUUAAUUUUCCAAGUUGGUGACAAUGGCAACUUAUUUUGGAGUUACCUUAGAAGUGUUUUUCAUCUGGCUUAUGACGUUCAUGGCUCAACACUACUUUAUAACAGGUUCCAGUCUUCCACCUUGCAGGAUCACAGGUGUGGGAAUUUAUCUUGAGGAAAAAGUGAAUUUCUCAGAAGCAAGUAAUGCAUGUAAUCAACUCAAUCUACAGUUGGCAAGUAAAGACCAAGUUGAAAAGGCUUUGAAACAUGGCUUUGAAACAUGCAGCUAUGGCUGGGUGAAGGAUGGAUUUGUUGUCAUUCCUCGAAUAAUAUCCAACAACAGAUGUGGUAGGGGCAACAUUGGACUAGUGCAAUGGUAUGCUGAACACUUCAAAACAUUUCAGGUUUACUGCUUCAAUUCCUCAGAUGUUUGGAUUAAUUCAUGUAAACCAGACCCAACUACAACUAUACUACCUUCAUCAAGUGCACCAACGGACCUCACUGCAUAUUCAGGCUCUGAUUUGACUGAGAAUGUAACAGCAAUGCCCAAUGUGACUGAGGCAGAACAAUCCCUGAAAAACAUAAAAUUCCGUGUAAUAUGUAUAACUGAAACAAUCUUACCAACAGAGGGGACUACAACAAAAAUGCCAGAGGAAUACUCACCCAUUAACUCUCCUAACUACACUUCCCAUGCUGCCUUUAAGAACGAUGCCGUUGUCUUUGGAGGUAUCCCCACAGCACUACUUGUACUGGCAGUCAUCUUCUUCAUUAUUUCAGUUGUUUUAGCAGUCUGCUAUAUCAAAAAGUACAAGAAAACCUUCCCAUUUUCAAACAAGAACCAGCAAAAAGAAAUGGUUGAAACUACUGCUCUCAAAGAGGCUAAGUCAAAUGACAAAACACCUGAGAAGGAAACAAACAAUGGAAAAAAAAUAGAAGAGUCUAAAGCCAAGCCUGAGGCCACAGUAAAAUGUCUAGAAGCAGAAGUUUAAGGGGGAAAAUGUACACUUCUUGAUAGAAAUAUAAAAUGAAGCACACAGAACUCAGCAAUGCUUUUUAACAUGGGUCAUUGUAAAUACGCAUGAAUGAAGAAUUUCUCUAUCUUAACAUAUGAAAACUUGGGGUUUUUUUAGUAAUUGCAUCUUUAGCUAUAAAUGCUCAUGCAGAAGAACAUGGUAUCUUGUUUACUUUAAAUAAAUUUAAAAAUCCAUAUUACAGCUCAUUUUUCAUCUUUAAUAAGGAAGUAAUUAGGAAUAUGCUAUUGAUUAUGUGCAGUCUUUCCACUAAUUGCAUGGAAUUCAGAUCAAUAAAUAAUCAAAAGGUUUGGGGUUUUUUAAUCUGUCUGGAGGACGUCUGCUAACUUAAUGUCUAAAAUAGGAUUAUGAUACUGUAGCUCUUCCACACGUAGAUCAGCUUAUUUCCAAGCAGCAGUUGCAUACUGUUUUAAAAAUGUCUGUUUACAAACAGAAGAAGGAAACCUGUUUACAAGUGAGUAAAAAAGUCAAAGGAUCAAUCCACUGUCAUCCAAAUACCCAAGAAAGGGUACAAAGAUGCUGAUGUUUAUAUAUAUAAAACAAUUAAUAACUUUCUUGGAUAUCUUCAUCAUAUCAUAUUUUACUGAUUUAUUUAUUAAAACUUGUGUCAUUCUUCUGCAUCAGAUACUUGACAGGGGAAAAAACUCACACUGGAUCUCAACAAUGAUAUUUAAGAUCUUUUGUGUAUAUUUAAGUGUGGCUUUCAUAAUAAAGUAAAGAUCUCAUAAUAAUAAGGUAAAAAUCUCAAGUGGUAUGGGAUGUUUGAAGUACUUUAUAAAAAAAAUUAAGUCUGAUAUAUAUGUCUGGACAAUUUAUUGCCACGAAAGGUCUCUCAAAAAGAGCUCAUAUAACCUUAAUAUCACAGAAGUUAUUAGUUGCUAUUAAAGAAUGGCACUAGCAAUUUAUCACAUUUUUUCAUGAAUAAAUGGUUUGGAUAACUUGUUUUUA